Strongyloides ratti is the source of this 882-nucleotide messenger RNA. RefSeq names its product Transposase, ISXO2-like domain-containing protein. NCBI's taxonomy places the organism in Eukaryota, Metazoa, Nematoda, Chromadorea, Rhabditida, Strongyloididae. The coding region runs from base 1 to 882 and encodes 293 amino acids. The record is from RefSeq and is a predicted model, not a curated record. The transcript has a single exon.
AUGGCUUCAAUUCCAGUAAUGGCUUCUUUAUCAAACAUUUUCUUCAACGAGGAGGCAGCCCUCAGAUAUCUCCAAGACGAGAGAAUUAUUAAAAGAGAAAUGGAAUGUCCAGAGUGUGGUGGAGCAACAACUUUUCAAAGAGCAAAGCUUCUCUUCAAAUGUACUAAGAAAAGCUGUAGAAAGAGCGUAAGUGCCAAGAAUGGAACUUUUUUUGGUGGCCAACGCCUUCCUUUUGGUAAGAUUCUACACAUGGCUUACCUAUGGUUGUGUAGAACUCCAGUAACAUCAAUAAAAGAUCAAUGUGGACAUAGUAGUGCUACUGUUUGCUCAUUUAUGGGCUAUUUCCGUCAACUUGUGGCGGAUGCUUUAGAUACCGAGGAUUGUGUUAUCGGUGGAGAAGGCAUCGUUGUGGAAAUAGAUGAAACCAAAAUGGGCAAACGGAAGUACCAUAGGGGGCACCCUGUAGAUGGAGUCUGGGUUGUGGGCGGUGUGGAAAAGACGGAGGAAAGACGCGUUUUCGCUGUUCCUGUUGAAAAACGGGACAGUGAAACGCUUCUUGACGUCAUAAAGAAGCACGUCAAACCUGGCUCCAUCAUCCACACUGAUCUUUGGCGAGGUUACGAAGGAAUUGAGGAAAAAUUGGGGUUCAAGCACUGUACGGUAAACCACAGUGUAAGUUUCAAGGAUCCAGAAACUGGUAUUCAUACGAAUACUAUUGAAGGAACGUGGAACGGCUUCAAAAUAAUGAUUCCGGCACGCUCAAGAACAAAAAAGGACAUGGAGGAACGAUUAUGGGAAUUUGCCUGGCGCCGGGCAAAUAAAAAAAAAUUAUGGGCCGGCUUUCUCGAUGCUUUACGGGAAGUCGUUUAUAUUAAUAAAUAA